CCACCGUCCACCGUCCACCGUCCGCACCGCUACCACGUACAUAAAUCCACCACCUUUCUCCUCACACACACGCACACACACACAGCGUCCUCUCCUCACACACAGCGCACACACACAUACGCCAUCACCACCACCACCACCACCACCUCCCCCCAUCUUCCCAUCCCCACCGUUCCCCAUCACAAAACAAACAACCAGCACAACAUGACGGACGCAACAAGCCCCCUCCUGCACCGCCCGGUUCCUCGCCGCCCCUUCGACCUCCCAGGCGACUCGGAGCACCUCGACCCCUACUCCUCAGACGCGGACCGGGACGCCCCCCCUCGGCGCAACCGGUCGGCCGUCUCUCUGACCGCCAGCACUCUCUUCGGAAUCUACGGCCGCACCUAUAACACCGACGAGUCCUCCACUCCCUCGCAGCUAACUCGCAACAACUCUAUGGCGGACUUUAACACCAACGGGCUCACGCCGCUCACGCCGUCCAACGGCUUCGCCCCUCGCAAACCCAGCCUGGCCGCGCGCUCCUCCGCCAUGGACGCGGCGCUGCACCGAUCGAAGGAGACGGCGACGGGCCUGGCGCUGAAAGUGGCAAGCCUGUUCGUGUUCGGCGUCGCGUACGGCGUGAUUAUCACGCACCUGCACGAGGGCGGCGCGGGCGCCGCGCUGCGCGUCGACGUUGACCGCUGGUCGACAAGGUACCUCGCGUUCUGGGGCCUGGCGGGUGUCGGCCUGGGGAGCGUCCUGCCGUGGCUCGACGGGAAGGAUACCGACGACGAGGAGGUCAAUGAGGGUGCCGGAAGGACCGAGUGGAUCCCCGUUGUUAGAAGCAUUGGCGCGUUCGUCGGGAUCGCUUAUGCAAUUCGCCGCCUCCCAUGGCAAUCGAACCUGCAAGUCUCGCUCGCACUUGCGCUCGUAAACCCGUUCCUGUGGUUCCUCGUGGACCGCACGCGCUCCGGUUUCUGGUUCGCGUCGCUCGUCGGCGUCGCCGGCACCGCAUUCCUGCUGCAAAUCAGUCCCGAGAUGAUACAGGCGCCGGUCGGCGCGCUGCACGACGAGCUCGUUGUUGGCGGGCUCGUGUCAGUGGGAUCAAUCGCGGUCGGCACCUGGAUCGCUAGCGUCCUGUUCUGUGCUUGCGUCUGUUUUGGAAAUAUCGGACGGAAGCUGGCGGUUAAGGGCGUGGGCAAGUAAGGGAUGCGGAGGGGACCGGCGGGCGGGGGAAGGGGAGCGGGCAGGAUAAACGAACGCGCGGAGAGAUCUGUAUCUACAUAUGCUUAUUUAUCCCGCUACUUGGUGCUUGGUGCUUGGUGCUU
Tricharina praecox is the source of this 1310-nucleotide messenger RNA. RefSeq names its product INSIG domain protein. The coding region runs from base 205 to 1188 and encodes 327 amino acids. Gene Ontology annotation, biological process: sterol biosynthetic process. Gene Ontology annotation, cellular component: endoplasmic reticulum. The record is from RefSeq and is a predicted model, not a curated record. NCBI's taxonomy places the organism in Eukaryota, Fungi, Ascomycota, Pezizomycetes, Pezizales, Pyronemataceae. The transcript is spliced from 2 exons.